Molecule: messenger RNA, 489 nt
Organism: Zingiber officinale
Lineage: Eukaryota; Viridiplantae; Streptophyta; Magnoliopsida; Zingiberales; Zingiberaceae
Product: hydrophobic protein OSR8-like
Exons: 2
Coding region: 71-292 (73 amino acids)
Cellular component (GO): membrane
Source: RefSeq, a predicted model, not a curated record
CAUUUUAUAAGGAGGAAAGGGGGAAAGAAAAAGGGCGCAGAGAAGCGAGAGAGAGAGAGAGACCAGCGAAAUGGCUUCCGAAAGAUGCUGCUUUUUCCUCGAGAUCGUCCUCUCUAUCAUCCUCCCGCCGCUAGGCGUCUUCCUCCACUACGGCUGCUGCAGCAUGGAGUUCUGCAUCUGCUUGCUGCUGACAAUUCUGGGGUACUUGCCGGGCAUCAUCUACGCGAUCUACGUUCUCGUCGCAGUCGAUCACGAACCCUAUCGGAGAUAUUACUACCAGCCCCUCGCGUAGAGGAUUUGCAUCGUAGCCGCGGUUCGUCUUCAUCAAUAAACUAGAGUCAAGUUUCUUCUAUCUGUCGAUCCUUGUGAUUUGAUGUUGUUAUGUGAUUUCCGAUUUCGUUUGAAACUAUGGUGUGUAGCAUUGUGAGAUCAUGCUUCGAUUUCUCCCCUUUUGCUAAAUUCACAUCGUCGUUUAUGUUUCCAUCCAAA